AUGGCGUGCUACAGCCUGUGCCUGCCAGCUGCCUGUGGCCCAACCCCGCUUGCCAAGAGCUGCAACGAGCCAUGUGUCAUCCGGUGCGCCGACUCCAGCAUGGCGAUCCAGCCCCCGCCAGUGAUGGUGACGCUGCCGGGCCCAAUCCUCAGCUCCUUCCCUCAGAGCACAGCCGUGGGAUCCACCGCCUCGGCUGCCGUGGGCAGCUCUCUCAGUGCUGGCAGUGUGCCCAUCGCUUCUGGGGGCUCCCUGGGGCUGGGGGCCUUUGGGUGCUCCGGUCUGGGCCGGGGGUUCUGCGGGCCUCUGGGACGGUGCAAUUUCUUAUGCUGA
Molecule: messenger RNA, 330 nt
Organism: Phalacrocorax carbo (great cormorant)
Lineage: Eukaryota; Metazoa; Chordata; Aves; Suliformes; Phalacrocoracidae
Source: RefSeq, a predicted model, not a curated record